This is a messenger RNA of Gorilla gorilla gorilla (western lowland gorilla), 1078 nucleotides long. It is a transcript of the gene MRPS24, whose product is annotated as mitochondrial ribosomal protein S24. NCBI's taxonomy places the organism in Eukaryota, Metazoa, Chordata, Mammalia, Primates, Hominidae. Bases 233 to 937 code for a protein of 234 amino acids. Gene Ontology annotation, biological process: translation. Gene Ontology annotation, cellular component: mitochondrion. The record is from RefSeq and is a predicted model, not a curated record. The transcript is spliced from 4 exons.
UUGUUUUUCUACGAAUAUUAUUUGGAGGCAGAACUAGGACCUGGGGAAACGCUUGGCUCCUCUUCGAGCCCCGAGGGUGCAGGUUGGGCAGGGCGGGCUCCGGUGGGCCGCACACCCAUCACCCGUACUAGCGUGAGGUUGUCGAAGAGAAAAUCUCACGUUUCGCAUCCUCAAAUUUCCGGAUCUGAAACCCUAUGCAAGCAGCAACCGCGGGAGAGCGAACAGCGGCGGGAUGACCAUUCACAAGGCUGAGCAUUCACAGGGCUGCGGGGAAGGCGGGAGUAACAGCUCGCAGCAUACCGCGGCCCCGCCCCGCAGAGGCCCUGCCCCGCCCCCGCCAGAGUACAGAGUACGAGCUCCGACUUGGUCUCGUCCGCGGCCGUCCCCACCCCUCAGCGCGCUGUGGUACGUCCCGCGCUCAGCUUGGCCCAAGAUGGCGGCCUCCGUGUGCAGCGGGUUGCUGGGGCCACGGGUGCUGUCCUGGAGCCGAGAGCUGCCUUGUGCUUGGCGCGCCCUGCACACCUCCCCGGUCUGCGCCAAGAACCGGGCGGCCCGAGUACGCGUAAGCAAGGGGGACAAGCCGGUGACCUACGAGGAGGCACACGCGCCGCACUACAUCGCCCACCGUAAAGGCUGGCUGUCGCUGCACACAGGUAACCUGGAUGGAGAGGACCAUGCCGCAGAGCGAACGGUGGAGGAUGUUUUCCUUCGCAAGUUCAUGUGGGGUACUUUCCCAGGCUGCCUGGCUGACCAGCUGGUUUUAAAGCGCCGGGGUAAUCAGUUGGAGAUCUGUGCCCUGGUCCUGAGGCAGUUGUCUCCACAGAAGUACUACUUCCUCGUGGGCUACAGUGAAACUUUGCUGUCCUACUUUUACAAAUGUCCUGUGCGACUCCACCUCCAAACUGUGCCCUCAAAGGUUGUGUAUAAGUACCUCUAGAACAAUCCCCUUUUUUCCGUCAAGCUGUAGCCUGCAGAGAAUGGAAACGUGGGAAAGGAAUGGUAUGUGGGGGAAAUGCAUCCCCUCAGAGGACUGAGGCAUAGUCUCUCAGCUGCUAUUGAAUAAAGACCUUCUAUCUUG